CGUGGGCGGGGCGCGGGCGGUGAUUGACAGCCGCGCAGUCUCCGCGCGGUCGCCAUUGUGCUGCAGGGAGCGGCGGUGGCCGUGGCGUGUCAGCCGGUGGGGCGGCCCGGCUGGGCCCUUCGGGGGAUCCUCCGCUCCUGCGUGUCGGCGUCGUGAGGGCUGUGCCGCGGCAGUCCCUGCUGCUUAAAGAAAAACUAAGCGUGUCCUUAUGCAGGAUGCAAAGAAUGGAGUCAAAACCCUCAAGAAUUCCUCGAAGGAUAUCUGUUCCGGCCUCCAGCUCUCCACUAGGAUCUAGAGCAUUGACUGGAAACAGUUUAGCUGGUGCAUAUAGUGCAAGAGAAUCUUCACGGAGAUUAGAAUCUGGAUACCAGAUCAGACAAGAUGCAUAUGAUAAGCAUGUUGUUCUUCAGGAGUCCGGUGUGUUGAAUAGUUCCAGUAGAGACUGGGGAAUUGGAGAAGGAGACACCCACGAAACUCCUUGGAAGCUUACAACGUCCUCUCCAACUCGCUACUCAGGGACACUUGAUCAUCCACAUGCUGGAAGAUUUUUGGGAAGCAGAAGCAGACUGUCUACGUCGUCUUCCUCUCAUUUUACAUCUCUGUGUUAUGGUGAGUCUGAGAGAACUCAGGGAGCAUACUCAAGACUGCACAGCCAGCAGCGAGAUAGCGAUUCAAAGAGACCGAAGCUGUCUUGUACAUCUACCUCUUCCGUGAGAAAUAAUGGCUUGACUGCCUUUUCAGAUUCCUCUUGGAGGUACAGUAGGAUUCCUAGAUCUUCUUCAGUGAUGCUUGGCUCCCUUGGAACUGAGCUGGUGAGAGAGCGAAGAGAGUUAGAAAGAAGAACAGAUCUGUCUGUUAAUAACCUGGUGGAUCACAGCUACAGAAACAGUGACUUUUCAUCUUCAACGUAUCUUCAAGACAGACCUGCCUCUUCGUAUGCGGAGGGAGCAAGACCAAAAGAGAGCUCAUUAAGCACUUUGAGGCUGAAUGCAUCCAUGAACCGCCAGUUGCCUUCUGAUCAUCAGCCAUCCUUUUUCAACAGAGACUCUAACAUGAGCUCUUCAAGAUCCAGCUAUUCUUCAAGACAAAGGAGAAAUGAAUUUGAAUCUCCCCAGAGGACCAUGCAGCCAGCAUUUUCUCUUACUGCCAUUAGAGACGAAACUCCUUCCUCCAGUGGUUCUGAAAGGGUUUUAUCUUCUCGGAGGCCAUUGAACGAGCCUGCAGCCGACAGCGAAGGGAGGCGCACAACCAGACAGCUGCUGUCUCGUUUAGCAUCUACUAUGUCAUCCACAUUUUUCUCUCGACGCUCUAGCCAAGACUCAUUGCACACAAGAUCAUUAAGCUCUGAAGAGUCAACAGUAGUCCCAAGAGUUCAGGCUUCUACCUUAUCAAGUAGUAGUGGAGCUGUGACUCCAGAUGUUCCAGGACUUCAGACAUCUGAAGCUUCUCAGGGAUUUAGUUUUCUUAGACGAAGGUGGGGUUUAUCAGGAGUUUCACAAAAUCAUAACUCUGAUUCAGAUGGGGAAAGUUACAGACCAGACUCUGAAAGCAGGAGCACAGGAUCCUGGUUGUCAUCAUCUUUGAGGAACAGAUGUACGCCUCUCUUUUCCAGAAGAAGAAGAGAAGGAAGAGAUGAGUCUGCAAGGAUCUCUACCUCCGAUACAGCUGCUAGGUCACAACAUGUCUUCAGAAGAAGAGAGCCAGGUGAGGAGACCUCUCUUGAAGCAUCAGAUAGCUCUCCUCGGGCUUCUGUUAGCAGAUCACCAACGCCUGCAGUAUCUGGUGUUCCUACAGCUACUGCCUCCCCACCGGACUCGGCCCACAGCAGGAGAAGUUCUGGAAUUCUGCCUGGUUCUCUCUUUCGCUUUGCAGUGCCUCCAGCAUUAGGAAGCAGUCUGUCUGACAAUCUUAUGAUAACUGUAGAUAUUAUUCCCUCUGGCUGGAAUCAGUCUGAUGGACAAGAAAGUGGCAAGUCUAGAGUACCACCUUCAAGAGAUCCAGAAAGGCUCCAGAAAAUUAAAGAGAGCCUGCUUUUAGAAGAUUCUGAAGAUGAAGAAGGUGACCUAUGCAGAAUCUGUCAGAUGUCCUCUGCAAGUUCUGACAACCUUUUAAUAGAGCCAUGCAAAUGCACUGGAAGUCUGCAGUAUGUUCACCAGGAGUGCAUGAAGAAGUGGCUGCAGUCAAAGAUUAAUUCAGGUUCUUCUUUGGAAGCAGUAACAACGUGUGAGCUGUGCAAGGAGAAGCUGCACCUGAAUCUGGAAGACUUUGACAUUCAUGAGCUCUAUAGGGCACAUGCUAAUGAACAAGCAGACUAUGAACUCAUCAGCUCCGGUCUCUACCUUGUAGUGUUGUUACACUUGUGUGAGCAGCGCUUUUCUGAUAUGCUGGGAACUGCCAGUGAGGCCAGCACACGUGUCAGAUUUAUUAACCUUGCAAGAACUCUUCAGGCACAUAUGGAAGAUAUUGAAAGUAGGUGCUUCCCCUCUUCCCCUCCCCUCCCAUUAGGGCAACUCAAAAUUAAAUGAGUACAAUCCUCCUUGCCAAGAUUCAUAAUACUGAACUUAAUUACUGAAAAUUUGACUUUACCCAGCAGUCCUUUUUCCAUUAUCAGUAGCAUUAUUGCAAGAGGGAACUGGUUUUAAUUCUCCAUGAUUAAUUUCCCAACAGCAUAGAUUUGUUUAGACCACAGAAGUGUUUUCUGCAAGUGAUGACGAGAUUCAUGACUAGUUACAGCUUGGUUAUUUGAAUUCUAGCAAUAUGAAGUUAUGGAAUUGGUGGUGACCUUCAGCUUGUAGCCUUUUACAUGAGUCCUAGCAGGAAAGAAACAUUUGAAGUUGAAUUGCACUUCAGUUAUCCUAUUUCUCCUGCCAUUUCGUCUUCUCCCCUUUGUUUUUUUUUGCCAUGUUUUCUACCACCUGCUUCUUUUUUUCCUAUCCACACACUUUUCAGUUGUGUGCAUCACUUGAUCAGACCGUGCACUUCAGGCAUGGAAUUGAACAGUUGCCGGCUGUGGCAGAGGACCACCCUGCUCUUCACCUAGCGGCUUCUUCAGUGUGCUUGAAUGAAAAACUGAGUGCUGACUUGUGGUGCGUGUACCCAGGAUCUCAGGCACUAGGUGAACAGGCAGUGGAAGGGUACUUGAUCUGCCUUUUUUGGUUUUCCUUCUAAUGUGCAUGUGAAUGUCAACGUUCCAAGUUUGUAUAUGAAUUUUCAGUGCAUGGGACGCAUUUGGAGUACGGUAAGGAAUGGUGUGGGUGUGUAAGUUUUAGUUCAAGGAGCAGAUGAUUAUUUUUACAUUCAUGGCAGCCAAAGGUAGACUUGAGUUUAGAAUUUAUUCCUAAAUUAUGUGCAUCCUUUUAGAGUAAAAAAUCUGUAUUUGAUUCAGUCUUUAUCUGACUUGCAGAUGAGGAAUACUGAGUUUUAGAUUUAUUAUAGAUACUAUUUUGUUCACAUUUCUCUUUGAAGAACCGGAGAAGUGAGGAGACAGACCUUGCUGCUUUCUGUGUUCAGAGAUGGAACAGGUUACUCAAGUGGAAAUACUUUAUUGACUGCAGAGUUUGCUUAAGAGGACAGAUUAAAUUCCUGUUACAGACAGGCUAAUGCUUUGCAGACUUAUUCUAGUUGUCUGUACUGACAUUAUUUAGUUGACAAGGAUGUAUUUUUCUUUUAGUUCACCUUGUGACAGUAAAAUCCUAUGCAUAUGUGGGCUUUAUGUUCCUUCUGCAUAUGUUGAAAGAAUGAGGGUGGAGAGAGGAGCUUCUUCCAAGUAGGCCUGGCUUUACUGCAUUAAGCAACGUAUAUAUGAGAAUUUAGGAGUCUCUCUGUAGUUUAGUCUGCUGAACAUUUCUAGAUAUUUUAGUAUCCGAAUUGUUAACUUUGUGAGCCGUUUCUUUCCCUGUGCUGGGUGCUGCUGUCAUGGACUGGAUAUACUCUCCUCUGACUACUGUUGGAAUUAGCUGCUGUAAACACUACAUAGAAGUUGAAUCUCUGGCGUAAUUAAGUUUUCUUCCUUUUAUGUUGAGGAAGGACAGCAGGAGGAGACUGCAUUUUGUAAUGUUGAGUUUUGAUUUGAAAACGCCAUAUUUUUCAGACAUGAGAUGCAUUUAAAAAUUAAUUACACAGGGUUUGGGCAAGUAUUACAAUGUGCUGUUUAACAUUAUAAAACUACUUGUAUUUCCUCUGCUGAUCUUAAAGUGCUCUAAUUUCACAGACCUUUGUCAAGGCUGCUGAUUAUACUGUGUUGUUCAACAGUUUCUGAGGAUGAUUCUGAAGACUGAUGCCGGCAGAACUUUGAUACUGCAAGAGACAAGUGGAAUUGCUGCAGAAAUGCUGAACUGGCAAGAACAACAUCAAAAUACGUUUGUUUUUUUUCCUCUCCUUAGUAAAAAGUGCAUUGAUAUUACUGUAGUAUCUGAAGCGUUGUUGAAUUCAAAAUCAACUGCUGCACAGCGGAACUCAGCGGACUUGAGAACUACUCAGCUUGUGUGAGGAUUAGAGAUAUAUAAAGCAACUUGGCUUUUUAAA
Molecule: messenger RNA, 4524 nt
Organism: Columba livia (rock pigeon)
Lineage: Eukaryota; Metazoa; Chordata; Aves; Columbiformes; Columbidae
Gene: MARCHF7
Product: membrane associated ring-CH-type finger 7
Exons: 10
Coding region: 216-2525 (769 amino acids)
Biological process (GO): protein autoubiquitination
Cellular component (GO): nucleus
Molecular function (GO): ubiquitin binding; ubiquitin conjugating enzyme binding; zinc ion binding
Source: RefSeq, a predicted model, not a curated record